CAUCACUGAAUCCCUCGCCUCACUGAAUUGAGAUUCCUGAAGUUCCUGAAUCCACUUUUGUACCGAUACGAACCGUCUCCCAACUCGAAGCCCGUCGCCUCUCUGAAUUGAAAUUCCUGAAGAUCCUGAAUCCUCCUUUCUCCUGAUCAGAAAUGUUCUUUCCUCUGGCUACUUCUCGAGGCUCUAGCUCGUUUCCUCCGAAUCCUUGGCGUCUGUAGCAUGCCAUCGCAUCACUGACUGGUGCAAGGUCUUCCGAAUCUUUAGCCGUUAAUCUUAAUCUUAUGUCGAUCCUACUUAUUAUUUCAGUUAUUCGGAGCAACUGUAUUCUGGUAGUUCGGGCCAACUGUAUUUCAGUCCCUCUAAACGUUAGUCACUCCGAGCAACUCUAGUCUAGACAUUUCGAAAGUCUAUUCUAGUCCUUCAACGCGUCUUUGCUAUAGUUUGGAGUGAAGAUUCCGUAGUCCUGAGCGACUCCUUCCCAGGAGUGACGACCCGUUAGAGUCAAUCAGAGCACCUCUAUUCUACUGAACCGGAGCAGCGCUACUACCCUUGUCAGUUGGAGCGGCAACGUUUAGGAAAAUCUUAAGAUCUUGACAGACGGCUUACUGAGAUGGUUUGUAGGUGUGAUAGUGACCUAUUAUUAGCGAUGGUGUCCCUUCUGACGGUAUUACCGAGACGGCAACUUACCACGGCCAUUGGCGAAAUGGUGACUUUUGAUGGUUUAUGGAGACGACGACUUCUGACAGCCAUUCUCGAAAUUUUGAUUUCUGACGGUGAUGAGCGAAACGUGCUUCUGACGGGCAUUUUCAAAACGGUGGCUUCCUGGUGUUAGCAGAGCGUGUCUUUUGCGAAACGGCGACGACGUGGUUGGUAACAGCGUCGUUUGGCGGCCAGUCUCGAAAAGGCGACUUCUGACGGUCACUCGCCAGACGGCGACGUCUGACGGUCACUCGCGAGUCGGCGACUUCUAACGGUCACUGGCGAGACGGCAACUCUGACGACGUUUUCUGACGGAUUAGCGGGACAGCGGCUUCUGACGGUCAUUGGCGAAACCGUGACGGUCAUUAGCGAGGCGGCGACGUCUGACGGUCACUCGCGAGACGGCGACAUCUGACGGUCACUCGCGAGAUGGCGACAUCUGACGGCCAUUCGCGAGAUGGUGACUUCUGACAGCCACUCGCGAGACACCGACUUCUGACGGUCACCCGCGAAACGGCGACUUCUGACGGCCACCCUCGACACGAUUAUUUCUGACGGUCAUUCGUGCGACGGCGACUUCUGACGGCCAUUCGCGAGACGGCGACUUCUGACGGUCACCCUCGAUACAAUGACUUCUGAUGGUCACUCGCGAGACGGCGACUUCUGACGGUCACUUGCGCGACGGCGACUUCUGACAGUCAUCUCGCGAGAUGGCGACUAUUGACGCUCACGAGCGAGUCGGCGACGAAGACGCGCCAGUGGUCGGGGGACGCGCCAGUGGAGCGCGGUGAAUGUUGGUGGCGGGAAGUUCUGACGGUCAAAGAGUGGCUUCAGGUUGCUGCUGUUGCUACGCCCGAAUCCCGAGAUUCCUGGACGGGGGGAGGGAGUGGGAGGAGGGCUGAUUGGAGGAAGCGGAGGAGAGGAGGCGGCUACAGCUGCUGAUGAUGGCGCUUCUGCUGCUGGCAAUGGUGCUACUAGUGGCGACGGUUGUGCUGGUCACGCUGCUGCUGCUGCCUCCUCUGCACCUUAUAUGCACCUGCACCCUGAGGGUGGUUCCUACCAAGUAAGUGUGCCCCGUGAGUGCUCCAUGUGCCCCUACCCAAGGGAGGGCAGCAGUGGAAUGACGCGCGGCGGGCAUUUUCUGGGCUGUGACUGCUCUUGCAUGCCCGGCUGACCACACUGCCCCUUGCCCUUCACGAUUGCGGCUGGUGGGAGUGCGGCUGCCGGGUGCGCGGCUGGAGGGAGCAGCCAUGGCGCUAGCCUCGCAACUGCCACCUCUACGGCUAAGUUCCCUCGCAUCCCUUUCCAAUCUUUCGAGAUCCUCAUGCUAGCCGUGCUUCCUUGUUUUCCUGCAUCGUUGCUUGCUUUGCUCGUUAAAAAAAUGGGAGGGAUCAAAACUCAGAGUUGGGAUUCUUGGCGCGUGGCGAUGGUAGCACAUGGCACUGGGGCGGAAGGGCUCAUACUAGAGUUGUAGGGGAUAGAAACGCAUUCAUCCUCACGCCCGCGUCCCUCUCUUACCUAGUCGCCCUCGCGUGCUAGCUCCAUGCCCUGGUGCCGUGGGCUACCAUCGCCCUUUCUCUCUUUCUUUGAAGCCUGCACCGUGUUUCACAAGAUGCACCCUCGCCAUCACUUCUGCUUCUUGCAAAGGGCUUCGUUUCUAUGAAUCUUUCGCUUGUCAUGAACAAACCUCUUGCUUGUUCUUGCACGUAUCAUUGGCUCGGCAUGCCUCGACCUAACUUUCUGCAUCUCCUUCCACCAAGUGUUUUUUUCUCCCCGCACCAUUCCGUUGUCCCAGGCCCAAGGAGGUGCGCACCGCAGAGCCGGAGUUGGAGGGCAGUGGAAAGACGCACGGCAGGCAGCCACAGCGGUGUGGCUGCCCCCUGCUCGCCCUGCUGACCACUGCACUCCCAGUCGCGUUGGAGGCUGGCGGGUGCCGCUGCUGGGAGUGCUGCCGCUGGGAGUGCGGCUGCAGGGAGUGCGGCUGGAUGGAGUGUGGCUGGAGGGAGUGCGGCUGGAGGGAGUGCGGCCAGAGGGAGCGCCUCUGCUGGGAGCACGCGGUGCAGCCGAGGGUGGAGAGCACCCACCUACGGGAAGGUGGAGCGCCCUGCAUCGACCCUUCCACACCCGUCCCGCUCUACUCCGCCUCUCAUCCGUCCCUCCUCCUCCUCUGGCUGUCAGUGCUCUCACCUCGGGACCCUCCCCAGGUGACACAGCGGUCCCGUACCCCAUGACUGCAGCAGCUGCAGCUAGAGAUAUCAGGGAGGGCUGCAGGGAAGGCAGCAGUGGGAUGACGCACGGCAAGCAGUCGCUGGACUGUGACUGGCCCCUUUGGGCUCUGCUGACUACAGCGCCCCUUGCCCUUGACGAGCUGCUGUCAUCAUGGUUUCACUCUGCCUCGUCUUGCAGCUGUACUCCCAUGGCCCUGCCGCAUGUACUUAUUCUGCAUCGCCCUUCGGUGCUGAGAGCGGGGAUGGAGCUGCAUUUUGUGCUUUUGAGUCGACUCAAAUGCAUCGCCUGUUGCACGGUUCUCCGGUUGAGUGGAGCUGGCAUCACGUGGCCGCCGCAGCCGCCCGUGGGUGCACGGUGCUCCGGUCGAUUCACUGCUUGGUGACGGGAGGGAGACAGCACGCAGAGGGAGGGAUCUGGCGGCACCCCCAUGCACCCCAUGCACCCCAUGCAACCCAUGCACCCAUGCCGCCCGUCGCGAGAUACUGUGCGGGGUGACAUGCCACCAGGGGUGACAUGCCGUCCGGGGUGACAUUCCGCCCGGGGUGAGAUGCUGCCCGGAGUGACAUGCCGCCGGGUGGUUGCAUGCCGCCCGGGGUGACAUGCCGCCCGGGGUGACAUGCCGCCCGGGGUGACAUGCCGCCCGGGCAGUCAUGCUGCCCUGGGUGCGGUGCCGCCAGGGGUCUAUCUGUGCAAGGGAGGACCCUGGUUACAUGACCGGGUGCAAGUGACGUGAUCGCUAGCUAGACAUGCAAAUGGGCACACUGAUUACAGGUUUUGGACGGUGGGCCCUACCUCAAUGCAGUGUCCAGGAGAACAUAAGGGUUAAACCUCGUAAUGGCCUAGAGGGGUACAGAAGUUGAGCAGCUCAUGCCACUACUGGAUCCGGGAUGGAGGGGCUUGCUUGUCGCGUGCUACAUGACAACUUCUAGUCGUCUGGCGUGGUGAUAGACUGACACGGUGUUUUCUUUGUUUUUGCUUGCUUCUUUGCCUCUGCCGAGUCUGCAAGCAAUGGAACACGUGAGAUCGUGUGGCCUGCUUGUUUUGUGGUUAUGACAGGCUAUUUUUCGCAUCGAGACAUCAGCUGCUCCUUUGAUUUAGACGUUUCUUGAGAAUUG
This is a messenger RNA of Closterium sp. NIES-67, 4043 nucleotides long. NCBI's taxonomy places the organism in Eukaryota, Viridiplantae, Streptophyta, Zygnematophyceae, Desmidiales, Closteriaceae. The record is from the annotation of a GenBank genome assembly.